AUGAUGAUAAUCAUUUUUAUUUUUGGUCUACUUGCUUCAUCUAUUUCUGCCCAACUUACUCACGGGCAAACUCGAGUUUUAUAUGAAACUUUUGAUGGUCCAUCACUUAAUACUUCUAUAUGGAAUAAUGGAUAUCCAUGGGGAUCUUAUUAUAAUCAUCGAGCUAAUACAACUCCUCGUCAAGCUAAAAUAACACCAGAUGGUUUCUUAAAUAUUACAGCUAUGAAAGAACGAACCAUUACACUUGGUUUAAUGACUGAAUAUGGUCCAAUUGAUCUUGAUUACACUUCAGGUGCUAUAAAUUCAAAUGGAAAAUUCUGUAUGAAAAAUGGUUUUAUUGAUAUUAGUUUACGUACACCUCAAUCAGGAAGUACAUGGCCAUCAGUAUUUCUCGUACCAGAAGAUGGAGGACAAGUUCCAAUGCUUACUGUUAUGGAAGUAUUUAAUUCACGAACACGUUAUUCAUAUGGAUUUAAAUAUACAAAUGAUAAGAAUGAAGUCGAAGAAAUAAGUUUUGUUGCCGAUAAUAUACAAACUAGUGAUGGUAUACAUCGAUAUGGAUUAGAUUGGGGUUAUGAUCAAAUAACAUGGUAUUAUGAUGAUAAAUGGGUUAAUACACAAACAAAAUCAGAUGAAUUACGUCAAGUUGAUAACAUGUGUUUAGUUAUUAGCUUGGGUGUUGGUGGUAAAUCAAAAGAAACACCUAUUGCACCUCAAGAUUAUCCAUCAGUAAUGAGUGUUGAUUUACUUGAAAUAUGGCAACCAAAAUAUGAUGGUUUUUAUAAAUUUCAAAAUGUACAAACUGGUCUUUUAUUAGAAAUUAAUAGUGCAACUCAUAAUUGGGGUGAACAAGUUUUACAAUGGUACGACAAUGGAGGUGAUUGGCAGAUAUGGCAUGUACAAUAUGCAGGUCAUGGUCAAUAUCGUUUAAUCGUAGCACACAGUCGUUUAGGUUUAGAUAGUGACAACUGGGGUACAGACGAUGGUACUAAAUUAAUCCAAUGGCCAUAUCAUAGUGGUAAUAAUCAAUUAUGGAAAAUACAAGUUGUCGAUGAAAAUACUCCUGAUAUUGUUCAACUUAUCAAUGUUCAUACAUUAACUAAUUCGGAUGCAGGCAAAAUGAUAUCAGUACCAGCAAAUGAUGUUUCAGCUGGUGUACAAUUACACUUAUGGCGUGAUUUGAAUAGUAAUCUUCAAAAAUGGAAAAUGAUUCGACUUUAA
This is a messenger RNA of Adineta steineri, 1221 nucleotides long. Lineage: Eukaryota; Metazoa; Rotifera; Eurotatoria; Adinetida; Adinetidae. The record is from the annotation of a GenBank genome assembly.